This is a messenger RNA of Protomyces lactucae-debilis, 2346 nucleotides long. RefSeq lists its product as uncharacterized. NCBI's taxonomy places the organism in Eukaryota, Fungi, Ascomycota, Taphrinomycetes, Taphrinales, Protomycetaceae. The record is from RefSeq and is a predicted model, not a curated record. Gene Ontology annotation, biological process: ubiquitin-dependent protein catabolic process. Gene Ontology annotation, molecular function: ubiquitin protein ligase activity; protein binding. Bases 1 to 2346 code for a protein of 781 amino acids. The transcript is spliced from 4 exons.
AUGUCGUCUUCAGAAUCGCGCAAAAUCAAGCUCACCGUCAUUGCCGCGGAUGGCUUGUACAAGAGAGACCUUUUGCGGCUGCCAGACCCAUUUGCAGUAGUGACGGUCGAUGGCGAACAGACGCAUACGACUUCCGUCAUCAAGAAGACCGUCAACCCGUACUGGAACGAGCCCUUUGAAGUCACCGUCACGCCCUCCAGCAUCAUUGCCGUCCAGGUCUUUGACCAAAAGAAAUUCAAGAAGAAGGACCAAGGCUUCCUGGGCGUCAUCAACCUCCGCGUUGGCGAUGCCCUUGAUCUCUCCCUCUCUGGCGAUGAAAUGCUCACCCGCGACCUCAAAAAGUCAACAGACAACCUCGUCGUCCAGGGCAAGCUCAUUGUCAACCUCUCCACCACCAUCAGCAACGCACCAGCCCGCACAAACGGCGCUGCCGCCUCCGCCAGUCCUCAUGGGUCGAGUGCAGCACUCAACAACAUGGCCGGCAUGCAAGCCGCACUCCCCAACGGCGGUGCUAAUCCACCAGCGGCAUCUGCCGCAUCGGCCGCUAAUGGCGGGACAUACAGCUCAUUUGAAGAUCAUCUGGGUCGAUUGCCAACAGGAUGGGAACGACGAACGGACAAUUUGGGCCGAACGUACUAUGUGGAUCACAAUACGCGAACGACAACCUGGACGCGCCCUAGCUCCAGCCAGCCUGAGGCGGAACGCACAGCGCAAGCGAAUACAACAACGGAUAUUGAACGACAGCGAUUGAAUGCACGCACGCUGCCUGAAGACCGUGCUGGGACUUCCUCACCGACACCUGCUGCGACAACGGCUCCUCCUGCCUCCGCUUCUGCGCCUGCUGCUUCCACUGAACCAACAGUUGCCGGCAUGGGCAAUGCGACGAGUGCAGGGUCCGGUGAGAUGCCUGCUGGUUGGGAACAACGAUACACACCAGAGGGACGCAUGUACUACGUUGACCACAACACGCGCACUACGACUUGGGUGGAUCCACGCAGGCAGCAGUAUAUUCGCAUGUAUGGACAAAAUGCAGGUGCUAGCGGAACCGUCCUUCAGCAACCCGUCUCACAACUUGGGCCAUUGCCCUCUGGAUGGGAGAUGCGGCUCACCAACUCUGCACGGGUAUACUUUGUUGAUCACAAUACAAAGACGACGACAUGGGAUGAUCCGCGGUUGCCGUCAUCCAUGGAUCCAAAUGUGCCACAGUACAAGCGUGAUUUCAGGCGAAAGUUGAUUUACUUCCGUUCGCAGCCUGCAUUGCGACCACUCCCUGGACAGUGCCACAUCAAGGUUCGCCGCGACCACAUCUUUGAGGACUCGUAUGCCGAGAUAAUGAGGCAAUCCUCGGGUGACCUGAAGAAGCGACUCAUGAUUAAGUUUGAGGGAGAGGAUGGACUCGACUACGGCGGUUUGUCUCGCGAGUUUUUCUUUUUGCUCUCUCAUGAAAUGUUCAACCCCUUCUAUUGCUUAUUUGAGUACUCGGCCGUGGAUAACUACACACUUCAGAUGAACCCGCAUUCAGGCAUUAACCCAGAACAUCUCAACUACUUCAAAUUUAUCGGUCGAGUUUUGGGUCUUUCCAUCUUUCACCGGCGGUUCGUGGAUGCGUUUUUCGUCGUGUCGUUUUACAAGAUGAUUCUCAACAAAAAGUGUACACUUGCAGACAUGGAGUCGAUUGACGCCGAGUUCUUCCGCUCAUUGACGUGGAUGCUCGAGAACUCCAUCGAUGGUAUCUUGGACCUCACCUUCUCAACAGAAGACGACCGGUUCGGUGAAGUCGUCACGCUUGACUUGAAGCCAGAUGGACAGAGUAUUGAGGUGACAGACGAGAAUAAGAGCGAAUACGUCGAGCUCGUCACUGAAUGGCGUAUCCAGAAGCGCAUUGAAGAACAAUUCAACGCCUUCAAAGCGGGCUUCCAUGAGCUCGUGCCACAAGAACUCAUCAAUGUCUUUGAUGAGCGUGAGCUUGAGCUGCUGAUUGGUGGUAUUGCAGAUAUGGAUGUCGAUGACUGGAAGAAGCACACAGACUACCGAGGCUACACUGAAACAGACGACGUGGUGCAGUGGUUCUUCAAGCUCAUCAACACCUGGGACAAUGAAAAGCGCGCUCGUCUGUUGCAAUUUGCUACGGGAACAUCACGUAUUCCAAUCGGUGGAUUCAAGGAUUUGCAAGGUAGUGAUGGUCCAAGACGCUUUACGAUUGAAAAGUCGGGUGAAACAACACAAUUGCCCAAAGCGCAUACUUGCUUCAACCGAAUCGAUUUGCCUCCUUACUCAAGCUACGAAGAGUUGGAGAAGAAGCUGUCGUUUUCGGUGGACGAGUCGAUUGGAUUUGGUGUCGAGUGA